GCAGCGGCAGCCUGGGUGGUCCCCCUCUCUCUCCACUUUGGUGAGCUGUUGCUUAGCAGCUAAUAAUAGGCGAUGUUUGCAAAGUAAUUUGCCUCUUCCUUGGCCAAUGGGAGCCGGAGCACUUUUCCAUCAAACCUCCCUUUUCAGGGUUUGCCGAGAGGCGAACUGCUCCAUACGUUACCGCUACGGGAUCGGAGUUAGACUUGACACGGACGGCUCAGUCGUAGGCUACAACUACAACAACUACUACUACUACUACUACUACUACUACUACUCCUACCCCGAGACCUUGUUUUAUAAGCUAUCGGGACGAAUGAAGACUGAAGGACCUAUACGGAUUUGGGCGCAUAAUGUUGGGAUGGAGUUUCGAGACUUGUUUGGCUCCAAAGAAGACUAGAAACGCUUCUUUUAACUUUCCCCCGGUGGUACUGGAUGCGCUCGUAUUCUAUGUUGGAUUAUUGACACUUUUUCUAAACUCGCACCGUUCAGCCGACGCUUCGCCGCGCGCCUUCCUUCGCUCACUGGGACUAUGGCCUCGGAUCGCGGGGUCCCGGGGGCCGGGGUCUUUGGAGAUUUCCCCCCGAGUUACACGCGUUCUCAGCCGCAUGCCAACCCUCCUGAGCAGCUCCGGAGACCGAGUUAUUGCCACGCUGCGUUCGCACUUAAACAGAUUUCAAAGGGUAAAGCGGUAGGUCAGAAAGCGCCGCUGUGGAUCCGCGCGAGGUUCCAGGCCCUGCUCUUCUCUCUUGGCUGCCACAUCCAGAGCCACUGCGGGAAGGUGCUCUUCAUCGGCCUGCUGGUGUUCGGAGCGCUGUCUGUGGGGCUCCGGGUGGCAGCCAUCGAGACAGACAUCGAGCAGCUCUGGGUGGAAGCUGGUAGCCGGGUUAGCCAGGAGCUGCGCUACACCAAGGAGAAGCAGGGGGAGGAGUCGGAGUUCACCUCACAGAUGCUCAUCCAGACCCCCAAAGAAGAAGGCGCCAACAUACUUACCCAGGAUGCUCUGCUGGUGCACGUGGAAGCCGCAGUGUCUGCCAGCAAAGUCCAGGUGUCGCUGUUUGGAAAGUCUUGGGAUCUAAACAACAUAUGCUACAAAUCAGGAAUCCCUGUUAUCGAAAACGUCAUGAUUGAUAGAAUGAUUGCCAAGCUCUUCCCCUGCAUGAUCAUCACCCCAUUGGACUGUUUCUGGGAUGGAGCCAAACUACAAGGAGGCUCCGCCUACUUACCGGGCAUGCCCGACAUCCAGUGGAUGAACCUGGACCCAGUGAAGCUGAUGGAGGAGCUGAGUCAGUUCACCUCCCUGGAGGGCUUCAAGGAGAUGCUGGACAAAGCACAGGUGGGCCACGCGUACAUGAACCGGCCCUGUCUGGACCCGGACCCAGACUGCCCCCUGAGUGCCCCCAACAAGGGUCUGAGAGAGAGCUCUGACAUCUCUGGGCAUCUCCAGGGCGGUUGCCGUUUCAGCAAGAAGUUCAUGCACUGGCAGGAAGAGCUCAUCCUGGGAGGACGGGGUGAAGGACAGCCAGGACGCCCUGCAAAGGUGUGUGUGCGUGGUGUGGUGAAGCCGUUCAAAGAGAACACAGCGGGCUUUUGUGGAGCUAAAGAACUCUUAAAUGAAUCGUCCCACAACGCGCACGCCAGGAUCGCGCGCUGGGACACCGGGAACAAGUGGGAGCAGCAGCAGCCGCCGCAGCAGGGCUCCCGAAGGCCCCAGGCCCCUGCCAGCCAACCUUUACCCAGCGACAGAACUCACUUCCCUGGGCGGCUCGGCCACUGUGGCCCCAGGCUUCAGGGAAACAGAGGGCCGCAGCAGAGCAGGACUAAAGGGCCGGGUUAUGGCAACAAUAAUCAUCCGGCUUUAGCGACGCAACAAGGACCUUGCGGCGGACCGGUGACCAUGGUAACGGCCACGGCCUCGGUGACGGUUGCCGUGCACCCCAGCUUACCGGGGGCGGCCUACCAGGAAUAUACGCACGGGGCUUUCGACACGGACAGCGAGUCGGACUGCUUUGAGGACACUAGCGCGAGGACACACUCCUAUAAGAGAGACUCUCUGAAUAUCCAGGACAUGGAACAGGGCCAGCUGCAGCUCAGCCAGACAAAAGGUGGGCUGAGGGCUGAAUGCUAA
This is a messenger RNA of Gadus macrocephalus (Pacific cod), 2125 nucleotides long. RefSeq names its product patched 2 (gene ptch2). Gene Ontology annotation, cellular component: plasma membrane. Gene Ontology annotation, molecular function: hedgehog family protein binding; smoothened binding; hedgehog receptor activity. The record is from RefSeq and is a predicted model, not a curated record. Gene Ontology annotation, biological process: smoothened signaling pathway. NCBI's taxonomy places the organism in Eukaryota, Metazoa, Chordata, Actinopteri, Gadiformes, Gadidae.